Quercus lobata is the source of this 1539-nucleotide messenger RNA. RefSeq lists its product as uncharacterized. The record is from RefSeq and is a predicted model, not a curated record. NCBI's taxonomy places the organism in Eukaryota, Viridiplantae, Streptophyta, Magnoliopsida, Fagales, Fagaceae. Gene Ontology annotation, biological process: DNA integration. Gene Ontology annotation, molecular function: RNA-DNA hybrid ribonuclease activity; nucleic acid binding. Bases 1 to 1539 code for a protein of 512 amino acids. The transcript has 2 exons.
AUGUCUAGUCCUGAGCCCGAUGAAGUCCUAUACGCAUAUAUUGCUGUGGCCCCCCAUGCUGUGAGCUUAGUGCUAAUACGAGAUGACAAUGGCCUUCAAAAGCCAGUCUAUUACGUGAGCAAGUCACUGCAUGAAGUUGAGGUCAGAUACUUACCCCUGGAGAAGGCCAUACUGGCUGUGGUCCAUGUUAUGCGAAAGCUUCCCCAUUAUUUCCAAGCCCACACAAUGGUUGUUCUAACCCAACUACCCUUGAAGUCCGUACUUCAGACCGCUGAUUACACUGGAAGAAUUGCCAUAUGGAGCACAAUCUUGGGAGCUUUUGACAUCAAGUACAUACCUCAGACCUCCAUAAAGGGCCAGGUCCUAGCUGACUUGGUGGCUGAAUUUGCUGAACCACCAGUAGAAACAGUAGCAAAGGAGUGCAACAUGGAUGGGAAAUUAGUUGAGGUAAUCUUUACGCCAGGACCCCCAUGUUGGAAGGUGUACGUCGAUGGCGUAGCAAAUCAAAUGAGGUCCGGAGUGGGGCUAAUCCUAGUAUCUCCUGAAAAGACUAUCAUAGAAAAAUCCCUAAGACUUGGGUUCUCGGCCACGAACAACGAAGCCGAAUACGAGGCCUUGUUACAAGGAAUGGCCAUGGUGCGGAAGAUGGGAGGAAAAGCGGUAGAGAUGUUCUCGGACUUGAGACUAGUAGUGGGCCAAGUAAAGGACGAGUUGGAAGCCAGAGAUGUGAGGAUGCAAGAGUACUUAAGCCAGGUCAAACGCUUGCAGUUAGACUUCAAUCUUUUCAACCUGUCACACGUCUCCCAAAGUGGAAACACCCAUGCAGAUUUGUUAACCAUGCUUGCUACCUCCUCGGCAGGAGGUCUGCCUCGAAUUAUUCUUAUCGAGCAUCAUGAUAGAGCAAAUGAGGUUGCAAAAGGCAUGGUCUAUAUCCAUGAGGUUAGAGUGGGUCCUAGCUGGAUGGACCCUACAGUAAGGUUCCUCAAAGAUGAUGUCCUGCCUGAAGAGAAAUUAGAGGCUGAAAAAAUACGAAGAAACGCCUCUCGGUUCUGGUUGUCUGAAGAUCACAAAUUGUAUAAGCGCUCCUAUUCUGGGCCAUAUUUACUGUGCAUUCACCCAGAAGCAACAGAGUUACUGCUUGAAGAGAUGCAUGAAGGGAUUUGUAGGAGUCACACAGGACGAAGAUCUCUGUCGCAGCCAUUACCAAGGGAUAUUGGUGGCCGGGGAUGCAAAAGAAAGCCUUGGAAUAUGUUAAAAAGUGUGACCACUGCCAAAGGCCCUUUCCCAAAGGCAGCAAGAAAUAAGAGAUAUCUGCUGGUCGACACAGAUUACUUCACCAAAUGGAUCAAAGCUAAGCCAUUGGCAAACAUCAGAGAUGUGGAUGCUAAGAAAUUCAUCUGGAGAAACAUUGUUACACGAUUUGGGGUCCCUCGUACCCUCGUUUCAGAUAAUGGACUCCAAUUUGACAACAAGGCCUUCAAAAGAUACUGCUGCGAGCUGGGGAUCACUAACAGGUACUCAACCCCAGCUAAUCCUUAA